Crotalus tigris (Tiger rattlesnake) is the source of this 6798-nucleotide messenger RNA. RefSeq names its product Rho GTPase activating protein 12 (gene ARHGAP12). Gene Ontology annotation, cellular component: cytoplasm. Gene Ontology annotation, biological process: regulation of GTPase activity; signal transduction. The transcript has 18 exons. The record is from RefSeq and is a predicted model, not a curated record. Gene Ontology annotation, molecular function: protein binding. The coding region runs from base 616 to 3201 and encodes 861 amino acids. Lineage: Eukaryota; Metazoa; Chordata; Lepidosauria; Squamata; Viperidae.
CUUAAUGUUAUCAACAUCACACAGCGCCAAAUGCAAUGGAUCUAAAUACGUCAUACUUUUAUAAUUUUCUUUAAAAUGUUGUAAAAGUGUACUAUUUCCUGAAAUAUAUUAUUUUGAAAAUUAAAGGAGUAGUGUGACUUUUAUGUUGCUUUUAAACAUUGUAUUUCAGACUCCUCAUUGACUUGCUUUACUACAAUAUGAUUUUUAAGAUUACCUUUUUUCAGUGACAGUUUUACAUUUAUUCGAUAAAUGGGACAUAUUACUUAUACUUAUCAUUGAAUUUAAAACAGAUUACUAAUGUUUACAGCAUGGUUCCCAUUCCAUUCCAUUUUCACACACAAAUAAGCUAGUAUGUGCUUGUUUGUCUUUACCUUAAAAUGUUAUAUUAAUUCAGCUAUUACCGAUUUUAAACCAUGGUUUAUGUCUUAACAUAACAAAUGGCACAAGAGUAACUACAAGUACAUCAGUUGGACCAUAAAGCUGGAGAACCUGGAUGGGCUAUUUUCAUCCAUGAAAGAGAAUUGGAAAAGGAAAGAAUGAUAGUGCAGGGGAAUCAAUGGCUUUGAAAUUGAUGAAGAAGAUACGUGAUUUUGGACUCAUGUCUAUGUUACCUGUAUGAAGGACAGUUGGUCUUCUGAGAAUCAGGAGGAAGAAACACCAUGUGGCUUACCUUUCACUUGGAAAUAUAGCUUUUUAAAAGAGAUGGCUGACAAGGCUGGAAAAAAUCUUUCAGGCCCACUGUACAUUGAAGUUGAAUAUGAUUAUGAGUAUGAAGCAAAAGACAAAAGGAUUGUGAUAAAACAAGGGGAGAAAUACAUCUUAGUAAAAAAGACUAAUGAUGACUGGUGGCAAGUCAAAAAGGAUGAAAACUCCAAACCCUUUUAUGUGCCAGCACAAUAUGUUAAAGAAAUAACCCGCAAAGCACUAAUGCCACCUCUUAGGUCAUUAGUUGGACUGCCAAACAACUCUCUAAAACUUGCACAUGGUUUACAGAGGUCAACAGAAAAUGUGAAUAAAUCUCCAGAACUUUCAACUUCAGGGAAAUCGUAUCUAGUUCAAGCUCAGGAUGCCAACCAGAAUCUGGGACCAAAUAGUAGCCCAGGUCAGAAUACUGGACUUAGCAUAGAACUUGCACUAAACAAUGGAAAGUUUAAUGAAUUACAGUUUGUUAAAGUUUCCAAUCAGAACAUGAACUUAUCUGGGUCUCACUUUCAUUGUUCAGAAUGUAUGGAAACCGAGAAGACCAGCUUCUUGCAAGAACAACCCUGUGAUUCUGUAGGGGAAGGAUCAGAAAAACUCCACCAAGAUUCAGAGUCUGGAGAUGAUCUUAGUAGCAGUUCCACAGAACAAGUACAGCCAGUAACACCCCCAAGCCAAGGAAGACCAGAUUCACCUGUUUAUGCUAACUUACAAGAACUGAAAAUUUCGCAAUCUGCACUACCGCCUGUACCUAUAAGUCCUCCAGUCCAAAUUAGUGGGGAGUGGGAGACCCAUAAGGAUAUUACAGGACGCUACUACUAUUACAACAAAGGAACACAGGAGAGAACCUGGAAACCCCCACGUUGGACUCGGGAUCCAAGCAUAACUAAAGCAGACUGUUCUAACCAAGUGGAUCAAGAGACACUUUCAACCCAAGAAGACUCUCCCAGUCCUUGUAACAGCCAAACAGAUAGUCAGUAUGAUUCUCCUCCCAAAGGCUGGUCUGAGGAGAUGGAUGAACAUGGCCAAACACAAUAUACCAGUGACCUCACCAACGAAAAGUGGGUAAAACAUGUAGAUGAACAAGGUCGGGCGUAUUAUUACAAUGCAGAUGGAACACGAUCAGAAUGGACUUUGCCAAAUUAUAAUGCUUCAUUACAACAGCAAAAAGAAAUAGUUAAAAGCAGAAGUUUGGAGAGGAGACUUCAGGAACCAGUAGUUUUAACAAAAUGGAGACAUAGUUGUGUUGUGCUGGACACAAAUGACAAGGAUUUUCCUUUUCCUGCAAAGAUUGUUUUUCCUGAGAAUGGAUCCUCUCCUUCCUCACCAAGGCAUCAAACCACAGAUCAAGAAAAGUAUGGAUUAUUAAAUGUAACUAAAAUUACAGAAAAUGGAAAAAAAGUCCGAAAGAAUUGGAUGUCAUCUUGGGCAGUAUUGCAAGGUUCCUCAUUACUGUUUACCAAGACCCAAGGAAGUGGAACUGGUUGGUUUGGGGUCAAUCAGUCUAAACCAGAGUUCACAGUGGAUCUCAAAGGUGCAUCUAUUGACUGGGCUUUAAAGGAGAAGUCGAGCAAGAAAAAUGUGAUCGAGAUGAAAACACGGCAGGGAACUGAACUGUUAAUUCAAUCAGACAAUGACAUAUCUAUUAUGGAAUGGUUUAGAGUUCUUGAAUAUGCUAUCAGUAAUCAGACAGUAGAGUCUGAAGAAGCACUGGAUGAUGAAAUGCCAGAUUCUCCUGGAAUGGAAAAACAAGACAAAGAAAAGGACCAUAAAGAUUCUAAAAAACUUCGCUCACUAAAAAUAUCUAGCAGUAUUGAUUCUUCAGAACAAAAGAAGACUAAAACGAAAUUGAAGAAGUUUUUGAUCCGCAGACCUACCUUACAAGCAGUCCGUGAAAAGGGCUACAUUAAGGAUCAGGUAUUUGGCUGCAAUCUAAGCAGUUUGUGUCAAAGAGAAAAUAACACUGUGCCAAAAUUUGUGAAGAUGUGCAUUGAACAUGUUGAAGAACAUGGAUUGGGUAUUGAUGGAUUGUACAGAGUUAGUGGUAAUCUUGCAGUAAUACAGAAGCUAAGAUUUGCAGUUAAUCAUGAUGAAAAACUGGACUUGAAUGACAGCAAAUGGGAAGAUAUCCAUGUCAUUACGGGGGCUUUGAAAAUGUUUUUUAGAGAAUUGCCAGAACCAUUAUUCACUUACAGCCAUUUCAAUGAUUUUGUCAAUGCCAUUAAACAAGAGCCUCGGCAACGUGUUCAAGCUGUAAAAGAGCUGAUUAAACAGUUGCCAAAGCCAAAUCACGAUACGAUGCAGGUGCUGUUCAGACACCUCAGGAAAAUUGUAGAAAACGGAGAGAAGAAUCGAAUGACCUAUCAAAGUAUAGCCAUAGUCUUUGGCCCAACUUUAUUAAAACCUGAGAAAGAGACUGGUAAUAUAGCAGUUCACACAGUGUAUCAAAACCAGAUUGUAGAAUUAAUCCUACUGGAAUUGAACUCAGUCUUUGGACGUUGAAUUUGUUAAGCCAGAUUGGCCUUUGAAAGACAAAAACUUGGCUCUGACAGAAACAGCAUCUCAGUUUAUAUUAUGUAUUUGUGGACCAAGCAGCAACUUGUGAUGAUAUUGCACUUUUGGGGGGAGGGAGAAGAGUGUGAUUUAUUUUUGCUGGGUUUUGGAAACUAUUAACUGAAUUUUUUUUACAAUAAAUGUUAUGGAUAUUAUAAAGUUUAUAUGAUUCUAGUGACACUUAAACUGAAGAUUUUAUAUAGAUGUACACACUGGAUUUCUUUUGCGGAAGCAGCUAAUUUCAGUCAGGAUUAUCUAGAAUGGCAUUUUAAUCUUGAUUUUUAAAUACAGGUUGUCCUCAACUUAUAACCAUUAUUUAAUGAUCACUCAAAUUUAUAACAGUGCUGGAAAAAGUGACUUAUGACCAGCCCUUGCACUUAUGACUGUUGUAAUGUCCCCACAGUGGUUUAGAUACUUGGAAACCAGCAUGUAUUUAUGACAGUUGCAGUGUCCCAGGAUCGCAUGAUCACCACUUGCAACCCUCCCAAAAAAAAAGCUAGUGGGGGGAGUUGGAUUUGCUUGACUAUUGUGUGAUUCAUUUAACAACUAUGGUAAAAAGUUGUAAAACUGGGAAUGGUCACAUAAUGACAUACUUACACACAUUGCUUACUGACAGAAGUUCUGUACCAAUUGUGGUCAUAAGUCAAAAAUUCUGUAAUCUUAGGCUUACCACUUAUUUUAUUUUAUUUUGGAGAAAAUAAACUCUUAUCAACUGACUUUGAAGAUCUUUGUGAGCUUUUUUUAGUGAAUCAGUGCAGUACAUGCUCACAAAUUAAAUGUACAAGAGAAUUCCUAUUAUUCAGUUACCGGUUUCUGUAUUAAUUUGAAAGAUUAAACAAGUGCUAAUAGCGAUCUGUGUAAAUCCUUCACUACACCAAUUUUAUUUUGCAUUGCCAUUGAUAUUACUGGACUUGCUCAGAUUUUAGCUGGUGUUUUUAACUCUUAUUGCUUCAGACACUGAAUUGGUGCAUAUAACUAGUGGAGGAUAUAUCUAUGACGGACUGGAGUUUUCAGCAUUUUUUCAAGAUGUAUAUGUUAUUUGAGAUUUAAUCAUAUUUAGUAAAUCUAACUGAAGGUUGAUAUUGUAGUGAAUUCUUGUAUGAACCUGUGGUAGUGAAAUUAGAUGUAAGUACACACUGAAAUCUAACUGGGUGUUUUAUUUUUUAUUAUUAUGUGUAUACACUGUUGUAUACUUUUUACUCCUACACUUUGAAUGUGUAAAUUAAUAACUGGUAUUUUCGUGUACCUCCAGUGGAUAUUCUAUUCCUACAGAAAAAUGGGUUAUCUGGAAAACUGUGUGCACUUUUUCAAUGCUAACAUCUGCACGCCAAUAAUUCUAAUGCAAAUGGUACUGGAAAAGUACUGAGUCUGCUUGCUUUACAUAUUUAAUGCACUACAAGCAGAACCUCUGGUGUUGCUUAGUAUGUCCAGGAGCUAUAUUAGAUAAAUAUAUUGCAAAUUCUAACAUCUAUAUAUUGCAGAAACUUAUAUUUGAAUAGAUGGAUGACUGGAUGUAAUUCUAACAUCUAUAUAUUGCAGAAACAUAUAUUUGAAUAGAUCAAUGACUGGAUGUAAUGAAAAUGCUGAACUUAAGGAUUCCUUUUGCCCUUAAUGAUGUAGAUUGAUUUAUAAAAUAAUUUCAGAAGAUUUUGUUACAGGAUACAUGGUCUGCAGAAGAUUUUUUAAACUGUAUUUUUCUAGAUUAACUGCUGUAUCUGACAUUUGCUACGUGGAAAUGAAGUAAACAAAACCGUUAGCUGUUUGGAAUGUGGUGCUUCAGGUUUGAAAUGCAAGUUGUGCCAUAUUGAAACCGUAAAUACAAACAAACCAAUCAUUUGUUGCUUGGUAGUUUUAUAUUGCAAUAAUGAUCUUUGACUUACAGGAACACAAUGAAUUUGUUGUUGACAAACACUCCGGAUGGUCAGAAAAGAAGUGGAAGGGGGGGACUAUUGAACAAUAACUCUCUCUACAGAAUUGAUGGAGAAUUGCUCUCGCUAUUUUAUUUCAUUAUUUUAACAUUAUUAAGGCAUUGUUAUAAAAGGCUUUCUUGAGAAGAAAAACUCCAUAAUGUUGACCUCACUGAAGAAAAGGUCCAGUUCUAUUAUUGAUCAUAGAGGUUUUUGUGGAAGAAACAAGAUGCCGGUCAUUAAGGCAUCUGUAAACAAUGUGUGUACUUCCUGAGAACCAAAAUACAUAAUACAUUCCUUUACUAGUUUCAGUCAUAAAGAUGAUUGUAGAAUUUAUUUUCUACCUGUACCUGUCUUUGAGAACAUUCUCCUCCUGACCAGAAAUAAUAGCUUAUUGAAUAAAACUUUAUUUUCUGUAUUCUUACUUAUCUUAUGUAACCAGUUAUAAAACUAAAAAAAAAGUAUUGCUGGGAAAAAAAAUUCUGAUGGAAGAUUAGCUCCCGUCCCAUAGCUUAGAAAGUUAUCAUUAGAAUGUUAAAGACUAUUUCUUUGUAUCUAAUAUCGAAAAUGCUGCAGCUUUGCUUCUUCUUUCUUAGACAGAUAUUGAGAACAUUUAAUAUAGUGUAAAGCAAACUUUGUGAUAAAUGGCUUUUGCAAAUGUAAUUCUGGAGGCUAAUCAUUCAACAUAUACUUUUAUCAUUCCUCUCCAAAUACGUUGUUAAUAGCUAGAAAAUUUCUUAAGUCAUGUAGCUGAAACAUCCAUCCUUAUAAUAGAUAUUAGCUCAUCUUUUAAAUGUGCAUCUUAGUUUGGCAAAAUAAGCAAGAAUCACCUUGUUAAACUUCUUCAAGCAUCCUAUAAAUAUUCCGAACUGCAUUAAUUGGAGUAUGUCUCAAAACAGGUGCAGUACAUAUUCCUAAUUUUGAAUCUGUUUCAGUAAUUCAGUAGUAUAAAACAGCCUUUAUCCAAAGAUUAUGAAAGUUUGAUAAAUCACAUAUAUAGUAUAAAGAAGAUGGAACAAUGUAUUAUUGUCAUUUUGAAAUGAUGUUUUGUAAUGAGAAAGAAAGUAUUUUGCUUGUUGCAGUACACUAUAUUUGCCUAGGUAGAUGGCUAAUGAAUUAAUUGGCUUUGAUAUAUGAUAGUAUAAUUUCCAUGACUUGUUUCUUAAAUCUCUUAAUCUGAAUUAAACAUUCUUUAAAUGUUGUGCCAGAAAUAAACUGUUAUUUAAAUACUUCCAUCUGAUAAUUUGAAAUUACACAAAUAAAAAUUAAUAAUUACUGAAACUGAAAAAAAAUAUAUGUCCCAAACCAAAUUUAGGAAUUUUUGGCAUAAAUUAAUAUUUAAAAGAAUCUGGAAUCAAUGUUGCAAUUAUCAUAUCAAAGCUAUUGGCUCUAAUACAUCAGUAUGUAUUUACUAGAAGUGUGCCUGUGUUUCAGAACAAAUAAAUUGUGCUAAUUCAGGAUUGCUUUGUUGGAAAUGGUUGCGUUUUCUCUGGGAUGCAGGGAGACACUUAAUUAGUGGAAUUCAAAUUAUCUUGUACUUUUUAAAUUAAGAACUGUGGAUUACCGUGAAAUGAGUUUUACUCAUUACUGGCAAUGAGUUUGAUGCUCUUUUUGACACAAAUAAACAUUUAACUCUCAA